Messenger RNA from Terrapene triunguis (Three-toed box turtle), 1317 nucleotides. RefSeq names its product DNA polymerase gamma 2, accessory subunit (gene POLG2). Gene Ontology annotation, cellular component: cytoplasm; mitochondrion. Lineage: Eukaryota; Metazoa; Chordata; Testudines; Emydidae. Gene Ontology annotation, biological process: mitochondrial DNA replication. The record is from RefSeq and is a predicted model, not a curated record.
AUGGAUAUUGUAGGUGCUGCUGGAUGUGUGCCAAAGGAGGCACUUUCUAAGAGGGGACCAGCAGCAGGCACUCACUUGGGACUCUUACCUGAGGGGCUGCCACCCAGGCCUUGGGCCCCUGGGGAUGGAACUGAGGAAGAACUUGGCAGCCCAGUGGUGGGCCUCGGUGGUGGUUUCCAGGGAGCAGUGUCUGCAGUGGAUUCUUUGCUACAUCGUGCUCCAGGAGCUGGCAUGCUGCCAGCAGGGGAGGCUCUCAGGCUGAUACAGGUUGGAGCUCUGCGUGAAAUCUUCCAGAAUAAAGAAUUAAACAAAGAGCAGAUAACUGCAGCUCUGGAAAAGGUGCUAGGGAUGUCUGGGGUACUGCGAGAGGACCUUCUUCAUGGUGCUCUAGAGCAAUAUAUUAAUUGUCUAGAAUUGGUAAACAAGAGGCUGCCAUGUGGACUUGCUCAGGUUGGAGUAUGUUUUCAUCCUGUUCCGGACAUUGAGCCUCAAAAUGACAACAUCGCAAGAAUAGGCGAAAGGACAAUGUCUUCCCUUGUAUGGUUUAGCUCCGCCAGAACUGCAGGACAGUGGCUUGAUUACUGGUUACGCCAGCGGCUCCAGUGGUGGAGAAAGUUUGCGAUAGGCCCAUCCAACUUCAGCAGCAGCGACUUUCAAGAUAAAGAGGGAAGAAAAGGAAAUCAUUUGUACUACAGCUUUCCUUGGGGAAAGGAACCAAUAGAAACGUUGCAGAGUUUAGGAGAUAAUGAACUGUUACAAAUGUAUCCAGGGAAUAAAUCAAAAUUACAUGGCCGGGAUGGAAGGAAGAAUGUUAUUCCUCAUGUGCUGUCUGUGAGUGGCAAUCUGGACCAAGGAGUGCUAGCAUAUCUUUGUGAUUCUCUGCAGUUCACGGAGAGCUCUCUAACAAGAAAGAAAACUCUUCAAAGAAAGGUACUUAAGCUUCACCCUUGUUUAACACCAAUAAAAGUUGCUUUGGACAUGGGAAGAGGCCCAACAAUGGAGCUGAGACAGGUGUGUCAGGGGCUGUUCAAUGAAUUGAUAGAGAAAGGAAUUUCUGUGUGGCCUGGAUAUCUUGAAACCAUGCACACACCCCUGGAGCAACUCUAUGCAAAGUAUGAUGAGAUGAGUGUCCUCUUCACAAUCUUGAUCAGUGAUGCUACGCUGGAGAAUGGAGUGGUUCAGCUGAGAAGCAGAGACACAACCAUGAAAGAAAUGAUGCACAUCUCUCUAUUGAAGGACUUUUUAACUAAGUACAUUACAGCAGCUAAAAAUGUAUAAAUUAGAACCUCUCUAAUAAAAGGAAUUUUGUAUCUGUGU